GGUACGUCAAGCCUAUGUGUGCGCCGUCACCGAUACAGUGAUUUGUCCCAAAGACCUCAGCUCGAUGCCGACGCCGCGACGCAACUUUUGCAGUGAUGAUGUGCAGUGUCAUGUGGCGAUUGUUGUGUAGGAGCAUGACCCAUGGAUAUUUAUUACAGUUCUUCCUUCUUUUACUGACUCUUCUUCAGUGCACGCAUGGCUCCGGAUUUUUUGAGUUACAAGUACUGGAAAUGGCGAAUCCGCGCAGUGAACUUUCAAGUGGCGAAUGUUGCGGGGGUGGCGUAAGAUCCCCCCUGACGAACCGUUGCUCCGUUCCGUGCAACACCUUCUUCAGAUUGUGCCUGAAGGAGUACCAGAGUAACGUGACUAGUACCGGCUCCUGCUCCUUCGGGAACACCUCCAGCCAAGUAUUGGGACGCGAUACUUUCACACUUGCCGACCCCGACAGGGGCAAACUGGUCUUGCCAUUCACCUUCCGAUGGACGAGGUCCUUCACACUUAUACUACAGGCUGUGGAUCAUAAUAAUUUUUCAUUACCUGUUACUAACAAUAUAAUAGAAGAAGCGACGUAUUCAGGGAUAAUCGAUCCUAGCGCUGAAUGGCACACCUUAAACCAUAGAGGGCCCCGGGCACGCUUGACUUACAGGGUGCGCGUCAAAUGUGAUACUCAUUACUACAAUUCCACGUGUACAAAAUUCUGUCGACCAAGGAACGAUAAAUUUGGUCAUUUCAUCUGUGAUGUAAACGGAGACAAAGAGUGUAUAGAAGGCUGGAAAGGUUCUACUUGUGAUGUUGCUGCCUGUAAACCGGGAUGCCAUCCUGUCCAUGGCAAAUGUGACAGUCCUGAAGAAUGCAUAUGUCGUCCAGGUUGGAGAGGGGAUUUUUGCGAUCAAUGCGAGCCAUAUCCUGGAUGUAAGCAUGGAUACUGUAAUGGUUCUUCGUGGCAAUGCAUUUGUGACACUAACUGGGGAGGAAUCUUAUGCGAUCAAGAUCUGAAUUACUGCGGGACCCAUGAACCCUGCCUAAAUGGCGGAACUUGCGAGAACACAGCACCCGACAAGUACCUGUGCACUUGUCCCGAGGGAUUCUCCGGCACUAACUGCGAAGUAGUCGACAAUCCAUGCGCUCCUGCACCGUGCCUACAUGGGGGCACUUGUUUGGAGGUUGGGGGGUCGUUCAGUUGCGAAUGCAUGGCUGGAUGGACGGGACCGACUUGUAAUAUCGACAUUGAUGAAUGCGCCUCGGCUCCAUGUCAGAAUGAUGGAACGUGUAUAGAUUUAGAAAAUUCCUUCAAGUGCAACUGUUCGAGUGCCUGGGAAGGGAACUUAUGUCAAUUCGAUGUAGAUGAAUGCCUGACGAACCCUUGCAUCAACGCAAUAUCUUGCACAAAUUUUGUUGGCGACUAUCAUUGCAAAUGUGUCAUAGGGUGGACGGGAAAAAGCUGUAGUCAAAACAUCAACGAUUGCGUUGGGCAAUGUCAACAUGGAGCUACGUGUAUUGACUUAGUCAACGAUUAUCACUGUGCCUGCCAACCGGGUUAUACAGGGAGAGAUUGUCACACGGACAUUGAUGACUGUGCAUCAAACCCAUGUAAAAAUGGAGGAGAAUGUGUUGAUCAAGUAAAUGGAUAUAGAUGCAUUUGUCCUGUUGGUAUUACUGGCGGUAAUUGCGAGAACGAUUAUGAUCACUGCAAUCCCGAUCCCUGUCAGAACGGCGCGCCUUGCUUUAAAACGCAGUCUGAUUACUAUUGCCACUGUCCUGAAGGGUGGCAGGGGAAAAACUGCAGCCAGGCCAGUAUGACGUGCGACAGUCCACCUUGCGACGACGAUAUUGACAGCUGCGUUAUUGUUUCUGUUGGUGGUAGCAGAACAUCUGCACCAAGUUUAUGUGGUGAACAUGGUCAUUGUAUUAACCAACCAGGAAUCGGAUACAAAUGCCAAUGUCAGCCUGGAUACACGGGAAAUUAUUGUCAUGAAAAUAUCAAUGACUGUAAAGUAAAUCCAUGCGAAAAUGGGGGCACAUGUGUUGACAAGGUCAAUGCUUUUCAAUGCAUUUGUAUUGAAGGAUGGGAAGGUGCUUUAUGUAGUAUAAAUACUGAUGAUUGUUCACCAAAUCCAUGUCGAAAUAAUGGUACUUGCAUUGAUGGAGUAGCAGAUUUUGAAUGUGAAUGCAAGAAUGGUUGGAAGGGAAAAACUUGUUCAUUAAAAGAUAGCCAUUGCGAUCAUACUACUUGUAAAAAUGGAGGCACUUGUCAGGAUUUAGGAAAUACGUUUAUUUGUAGAUGUCCUCCAGAUUGGGAAGGUACAACUUGCCAUAUAGCAAAGCAAACAGCUUGUCGAUCAAACCCUUGUCUCAAUGGUGGUACUUGUGUGAAUACAGGUGAUUAUUACCAAUGCAUAUGUCGUGAUGGUUUUGAAGGAAAUCAUUGUCAAGAUGAUGUAAAUGACUGUAGUCCCCAACCUUGCUACAAUGGGGGAAAAUGUAUCGAUGGAGUAAAUUGGUUUCUUUGUGAAUGUGCUUUAGGUUUUACUGGACCAGACUGUAGAAUUAAUGUAAAUGAAUGUGCGUCAAAUCCUUGUGGUUAUGGGGGGACAUGUAUAGAUGAUAUUGGAGAUUUUAAAUGCAUUUGUCCACCUGGCAGAAAAGGAAAAAGGUGCAAUAUUGACGAUUUAACCUAUUUACCAUCUCCUGGAAGUUGCAGUUGGAAUGGCCAUACCUUAGAGAGUAAUGUUACUUGGCAACAUGAAUGUAAUACAUGUAUGUGUAACAAUGGCAUAGUAAAAUGUACAAAAAUAUGGUGCGGGCUUGGAAAUUGUCGAACAUCAAAUCAACAAAAUGCCAUGUGUACACUAUCUCAAGUUUGUGUACCCUCUUCUUCAGAAACUUGCCUUUCACCUCCUUGUUUACCUUAUGGAGAAUGUAGAGAUUUGGAAAGUGGUAGAAGAGUUAAACCACCUUCUUUGCCAACGCCAAGUACCUGCUGGCCAAAUCAAGCUAUUCUAAGUAAUACUUGUGCCAGAUUGACACUCUUGCUUGACAGGGUCAAGCUACCUCAUGGUAUAACAGUUGAAGGCCUUUGUGGAGACCUCAGAAGGUUACUUGCCAAUCAACAAGCUGUAGUGGGAUUACAAGAUGAACUCGUUCUCCUUUGUGAUCUAAAAACCAAUUAUAAUGACACAAUAGAAGUCACUCUGUCUGGAAAUCGCUGGGUUUUAGAUGGAAUCCGUGUUGUAGGAGAAGCAAUUUCAAGGAAACAAACAUCACUUUUGGCUCUUACAUCUAUUGUAGAAGUCAAAGUCGAAACAGCCUUAAUAUCUGAAGAGCAGCAAAACAAUAAAUAUUUGAUAGCAUUAGUAUGCUUUAUAAUCAUAGGCCUAUGUGCAGCUGCAUUUGCUGCUCUCCUCUAUAUCAGGCAGCGAAGAAGAAAUCUUGGUCUUAGUGGAGUAAACUUAUCACCAUCUACUGAUUCUUGCCAUAGAAAUCAUGAGGAUGAAAAGUCCAACAAUUUACAAAAUGAGGAAAACCUUAGAAGAUACGCUAAUCCCUUAAAAGAUGAUGUAGGAAGCUUGGCUAGUAUAAAUUCUGCAGGAGCAUGUGGACUAGAUAUGCCUAGGGUAAGUGUAGUUCGACCACUAUCAACUAUGAUUCCACAUGAAGGUUCUAGUGAAAUGUUGGAGAUGAUAUCAGAGGUAGACUGCCCUGGUUCGAGGAAAACGAUGUUAGUUUUACCUGGUACCAGUGCUACUGACAAUAACACUCUUAAAUUAAAUGAAGGUGUUAAAAUUAGUGAAAAUAUCAAAUUAGGAGAUGGCCUCAGUACUGCACACCGAAGCAGCCAAAUAAUGCUUUAUAAAGCUCAAAAUCCAGAUGUACGAAAAAAUACAGCUGCAUUUGAUGACUCUUCAGGACACAAAGACUUUAGCAAAAAUAUUAUUAAUAUAAAUAAACAAAGAACUUCGCAACAGAACACCAGUGCAAGUGCAGACGUGCUUACAGUUCUUGUUUGAGGGCCAGUGUAAUAUAAUCAAAUUAUUGGGGUUCUGUAGAACUAUAAUUACUUUAAAUAAAUAUCUUCUUAGACAUAGUACAUACAAAAUAUUUUGUGGUUUUA
Molecule: messenger RNA, 4111 nt
Organism: Anoplophora glabripennis (Asian longhorned beetle)
Lineage: Eukaryota; Metazoa; Arthropoda; Insecta; Coleoptera; Cerambycidae
Gene: Ser
Product: protein jagged-1b
Exons: 17
Coding region: 96-4007 (1303 amino acids)
Biological process (GO): heterophilic cell-cell adhesion; cell communication; establishment or maintenance of epithelial cell apical/basal polarity
Cellular component (GO): protein-containing complex; plasma membrane
Molecular function (GO): Notch binding; calcium ion binding
Source: RefSeq, a predicted model, not a curated record